Messenger RNA from Apis mellifera (honey bee), 3714 nucleotides. RefSeq names its product inhibin beta C chain (gene daw). The record is from RefSeq and is a predicted model, not a curated record. The transcript has 4 exons. Gene Ontology annotation, cellular component: extracellular region. Gene Ontology annotation, biological process: SMAD protein signal transduction; BMP signaling pathway. Lineage: Eukaryota; Metazoa; Arthropoda; Insecta; Hymenoptera; Apidae. Bases 1180 to 2424 code for a protein of 414 amino acids. Gene Ontology annotation, molecular function: cytokine activity; growth factor activity.
AGUUCGGCUCGAUCUUUCUCGGAAGCGAUAAUUUAAGCUUAACCUUGAAUUCUACCACCGUACAUAACAUAAUCAUUUUCUGGCCUGAUAAUUUCUCGAUUACCUAACGACCGCGUCCUCGAAACGAAGUUUCGGCGAGGAGGGUUAGAGAUUUAUCGAGGAAAAAGACGAUAGAAGCGCGCGCAUGAUCGCCGAUCGACCGAAUUACGCGGAAGAAAUUUACACUCGACGUAUUUUCAUUCAUCGAACGUGAUUAUAUAUAUCUCUCUCUCUCUCUCUCUCUCUCGAAUAUAGCGAUUGCGUACGCGAUGCGAUACGUGUGAAAAAAUAGGGGAUAUAUUUCGUAACCAACCGAUCGACCCUCUCGCGACGACUCUUCGUCUCACCCGGCGAGAGAAUGUAGGUGAGAAUGAUGACAAAGAGGACGACGAGGCGAAGCAUGUUCGUGACGCGUGUUUCAAGCGACGAUAUCAAUACGAUUCGUCUCCAUCCAAUCCGCUGUAUCCCCCGCUCAUCGAGCAAAGUUCAGACUGUAGCAAGAACCGAUGCGUGACUGAAACCAUCCCAGCGAUGUAUCUUUAGUCUCGGCGGAUAAGGUGGUUGAGUGAAGAAGACAGACGGCUGGAUCGAUCGAGAAGAUAGAAUCAACAGAGUUGUCUAAAGUUGUUCGUAUUAUCGUAAAUCGAACAUUGAUUUUCGCGCGUUCAUCGAACAAAUAUAUAAAUAUAUAUAUAUAUAUAUCGCAAAGAGGAAGACGCGAUAAAUAAAGGUGAAAGAAAGGGAAGGAAGAGAGGGAAGAGGGGGAGGGAUGGUGAAGGGGAGGAAGGAAAGGAGGUCGGGAAUGAGGGUAGAGAGGAGUGGAAACGGAGUAGUAAGGGAGUAAGGUAAGGGAAGCGAGAGAGAAGGGGGAAGGAGAAGGGGGAAGGGAGAGUUGGCGAGAGAGAAAUUGGUAAAAUGUAAGGAUAUAUAUUUGGAAGAAUAGUUGAUGGAAUUAAUCGGCGAUUGGAUCGAUAUCGAGCGAUUUAUGGAAGAGGGGAGUCGAUGGAAAAACGAACGGUGUGAGAUCCUUGGAAAGGAGAUCGAAGAUAGAUAGAUCGGUGAGAGAGAGAGAGAAUAAUUCGAGAAUAAAUCGAGAAGUGUGUGGAGAUAUCGUUAAUUAUUGGAAGAAAUAUAGGAACGAUGCGUCUGAUUCAACGAUUCUUGUUGCUCUCCCUUCUGUUGCUGGAUAAUCAAGUGAACGUUAUCCUGCCGAAAGUCACCAAUACCAUCCCCGUCGUUCGAUGGAGUUCUUAUUCGCGGUCGACCAGCUCCUCCACCUCCUCGUUCUUGUCCUCGUUGUCGUCGUUCAAGGAAGAGGAUUGCGCCGGUUGCGCCCAAAACAAAGUUGGCCUCAUCACCGUCACGGAUCCGAUUCUAACCGAGCUAAGGGUCGAAUACGUCAAACAACAAAUCCUGAAGAAGCUACGGCUUUCCAAACCGCCCGAGAUAUCGAUGCCGCUCUCGACCUUGCCAAAGCCUCUGAUAAAUGGCCGUGUUCUCGAACUUCGACCCGGAGCGCCGCUCGAACCGGAAAAAUCGGUCGACAGUUUUUACGGGAAAACCGAUCAGAUUGUCGUUUUUCCGAACGAAGGUAUUGCCGAUUCGAAAAAGUGCCGGCAAAGAUCGAACCAUUUGACGGCGUGCUUCACGUUCUAUCUGCCGAACGAAAUGCAAUUUGUGGACGUGACCUCGGCGCAACUUUGGUUUUACAAGGAAUAUGACGAGAAUGACGACCGGAAUCAAACUUUCGUGCUCUCAGAGCUCGAUCAUUGGGAUUUGUACGGGAACUUUGAGAAAAACAUGAUCAUGGCUAUCUUUGAAACCGAUAUCAGAGAGGGAUGGGUGAAGGCCGACGUGAGCUUCACCUUGAAGAAAUGGGUGAAAGAACUUCGGUUAAAUCACGCGAUACAGAUAGCAUGCAGCAGUUGCUCGAUCGACCGAGACACCGCACCCGUAUCCAUUCGGCGAACAUUGAAGCCUUUCCUCGUCAUACACACGUCCCCGUUGCCGCAAAAGAACAGGCCGAAGAGGAACUCGAAUUGCUUGCCGGAGAUGAAGGAGUGUUGCAGGGACGAACUGUACAUUAAUUUCGAAGACAUCGGUUGGAACGAUUGGAUCCUCCAUCCGAACGGAUAUCACGCUUACUUCUGCCGUGGAUCUUGUUCUUCCGCAGCCUCGUUGACCAUCAGUGGAUCUCUCUACAAUAAUGUGAUCAGGAAAUUAUUGAACAAAAAUGGGAAUACGAUACAUCGAAAGAACGAGAUAGUUCCAUGCUGUUCACCCACGCAAUUAUCGCCGAUUCAAUUGCUCUACGUUGACUCGAACAAUACGAUUACCCAGAAAACGUUGCCGAACAUGGUGGUCGAAGCGUGUGGUUGUAUGUGAUUUGACGAGAAAGAUCGAUCAAUUCUUUACAGUAACGAGUAAGAUGCAAUCCUCGCACUAAAUCGUUUUUUUCCAAUUUUUCUUUCGAACUUUGUACGUACGUACCUGCCUACGAGUAGACAUGCGCGUGUAACUUGUGUGUACAAAAUUCUCCAAAUGUUACGUUCGAUAUGAGAAUGAUAGGUUAAGUUUUGAGUGACAAGGAAUCAAGAAAAUAACUAGGAAAACGUUACGUUAUAUUUGAAUGGUUUCGAGAGCAAAAAUCGUCUCCCAGAGAAAGAUCAGAAAUUAUUGUGCGAAAAUAGAGCCGAGAAUGUGCAUAAUAAUAUGCGUAAAUUGCAUUUGAUCUUGGCUUUGAUAUCGAACCAAUCGUCGCGUUAUAUUAUUAUAUAUGUACAUACUUAUAUUAUUUACGCUAUUCUCAUUAUUAUAUAUACAUAUAUAUAUAUAUAUGUAUAUGCAGAAAUUUACCAUUUUUUUCAAUUUUUCGAGAACGAUUUAUUUAUAAAUUGAUAAGUUGAAUACAAAGUUGCGUAAUGUCGAUCAGGAUCACAUGCUUAUAUGCGUACAUAUUGCGUACAUAUUGCGUAAAUAAUCGAAACAGUAUUCAUUUCUUAGCUAUAUUUCCCGUUGUCGUAAAAAUCGUACGUUUAAACUAUUAGUUAUUUCAUAUAUUUAAUCCAAAGACAAUUGUAUAAUUACGCGUGCACGUUAUUUUGAUAAAAUAUAUAUUUAUUAUUGAAUCAAAUCAAGUUAUAUAUUAGAAUAGAUAAACAAUCGCUGAAACCUGCGAUAGAGAACUUGCUUCUAUGAUAAAUUCAGUUCGACUGUUUUUUUUUCUUUUUUUUUUUAACGAAAAAAAGUGAUACAAUCGUUCCCUACUUAUCCUACUUACUCCUACGUUUAUCGAGAGAAUCGAUCGUAAUGGAUGAUUCUUCGUUAUCAUCGUAUUUAUUAUCAUUUAAUUGAAACAAUAGAAAAAAAAAAAACAAAUAAUUAAUCGAUCAAACGAAAUGUUAUUAUGCCGGAUAUAUUUUUAUUCUACGUGUAUACGUAUCGAUUCUAAAAUAUACUUUGUUAUUUUAUUCUUGUUCCGAACGUCGAGCAUCAAUAAUAAUAAUAAUUUGAGAACUUGCAAAUACAACUGUUGCAAUGAACGAAUGAAAUAAAAAUAAGAUAGAGGGGCUAAAAAAUAUUUUAUAAUUACAGAUCAAAUAUGCAAUUUUUGUAUUUCUGUAAUAUACUUUGUUCUCUUUAUACAGAUGAAUAAACAAUUGAUUGGGACGCUAA